Molecule: messenger RNA, 1292 nt
Organism: Nicotiana tabacum (common tobacco)
Lineage: Eukaryota; Viridiplantae; Streptophyta; Magnoliopsida; Solanales; Solanaceae
Source: RefSeq, a predicted model, not a curated record
UGUAUGGUAAUUUACCAUCUGAGAACCAGUUGGCAGAUUGGGAGUUCACAGUUUCACAACAUUCAGCAGUUCCACAAGGAAUCUUGGAUAUUAUACAUUCGAUGCCCCAUGAUGCUCAUCCAAUGGGUGUUCUUGUCAGUGCAAUGAGUGCUCUUUCUGUCUUUCAUCCUGAUGCCAAUCCAGCUCUGAGAGGACAGGAUAUAUACAAGUCUAAACAAGUGAGAGAUAAACAAAUAGUCCGGAUCCUUGGCAAGGCACCUACAAUUGCUGCAGCUGCUUACUUAAGAAUAGCUGGAAGGCCACCUGUCCUUCCAUCCAACAAUCUCUCUUAUGCAGAGAACUUCUUGUACAUGCUAGAUUCAUUAGGUAAUAGGUCUUACAAACCCAAUCCUCGACUCUCUCGGGUGCUCGACAUUCUUUUCAUAUUACACGCAGAACAUGAAAUGAAUUGCUCUACUGCUGCAGCACGUCAUCUUGCUUCAAGUGGGGUUGAUGUAUACACAGCUAUAGCUGGAGCUGUGGGAGCUUUGUAUGGCCCUCUCCAUGGGGGUGCAAAUGAGGCUGUGCUGAAGAUGCUCAGUGAGAUUGGAAGCGUUGAGAAUAUUCCAGAGUUCAUUGAGGGUGUGAAGAACAGGAAGCGCAAAAUGUCUGGUUUUGGGCACCGUGUCUACAAAAAUUAUGAUCCCAGAGCAAAAGUCAUUAAGAAGCUCGCCGAUGAAGUAUUUUCAAUUGUUGGUCAGGAUCCUUUGAUUGAGGUUGCUAUUGCUCUGGAGAAAGCCGCGCUCUCAGACGAGUACUUUGUAAAAAGGAAGCUGUAUCCAAACGUUGAUUUCUACUCUGGUUUAAUUUACAGGGCAAUGGGAUUCCCGACGGAAUUCUUUCCAGUCUUGUUUGCAGUUCCUAGGAUGGCUGGUUACUUGUCUCAUUGGCGAGAGUCUUUGGAUGAUCCUGAUACCAAGAUAAUGAGACCUGCACAGGUGUAUACUGGUGUAUGGAUGCGUCACUAUAUGCCUCUCAAAGAGAGAUCACCAUAUACAGAAACGGACAAGCUUGGUCAAGUGUCUGUCUCCAACGCCACCAAGCGACGUUUGGCUGGUUCAGGGGCCUAGGCUUCUUCAUGUUUCAGUUAUGUUUAAGAAAAAUAAAUGGUAAAAUUUUUCUGCACAAGGAGCGCACUGGUCUUGAAUAUGGAUAGAUUCUGACAAACAAAGCAGAUAUAUUCGGAUGUAUCCGUUUUAAAAUAGCUUAAUAAGCUACUUCACAAGGAUCUAUUUAACACAAUUUUAUAUGUA